Protopterus annectens (West African lungfish) is the source of this 2250-nucleotide messenger RNA. Its product is annotated as NADPH--cytochrome P450 reductase. Lineage: Eukaryota; Metazoa; Chordata; Ceratodontiformes; Protopteridae. Gene Ontology annotation, biological process: response to hormone. Gene Ontology annotation, molecular function: FMN binding; NADPH-hemoprotein reductase activity; flavin adenine dinucleotide binding. The record is from RefSeq and is a predicted model, not a curated record. Gene Ontology annotation, cellular component: cytosol.
UUGUGUUGAAGGUUGUCUUUCUUUCUUUCUGGCCUGUUUAUCGCAAACCAAGGGCAGGCUGCAGCUGUAUUUUGAGGAUUUGUCAUUCAACCUAGCACUUGAUUUGUACCUGCUUCAGUUUUGAAUAGAUCCUAAGAAUUGGUAAGACAAAUGGAUGCUGAUACAAAUUCUGGGACAUCCACUCCAGAGAAUUCUGUUGAAGAAGAGUCCAUCUUUAGUAUGAUGGAUGUGUUUCUUUUCUCCAUGAUUGCUGGGCUGCUUAUUUACUGGCUGUUGUUCCGAAAAAAGAAAGAAGAAAUUCCAGAAUUUAAGAAAAUCUCAACUCCAGUACAGUCUUCAAGAGAAACUAGUUUUGUUGAAAAGAUGAAGAAAACUGGUAGAAAUGUUGUGGUAUUCUAUGGCUCGCAGACAGGGACAGCAGAGGAGUUUGCUAAUCGACUUGCAAAAGAUGCUCAGCGCUAUGGCAUGAGAGGCAUGUCUGCAGAUCCAGAGGAGUACGAAAUGUCUGAACUCAAAAAUCUCUCGGAGAUUGAGAAUUCUAUAGCUGUGUUCUGCAUGGCAACAUAUGGUGAAGGUGACCCAACUGAUAAUGCACAGGAUUUUUAUGACUGGCUUCAAGAAAGUGAUGCAGACUUGUCUGGGAUUCAGUUUGCUUCUGGAAGAGGAUUUCAUUACUUGGCGUGAGCAGUUUUGGCCAGCUGUUUGUGAACACUUUGGGGUGGAAGCCACUGGUGAUGAAUCUAGCAUUCGUCAGUAUGAGCUUGUAGUCCACACAGAUAUUAAUAUGAACAAAAUCUACAGUGGUGAGAUGGGUCGCUUAAAGAGCUACGAAAAUCAGAAACCACCCUAUGAUGCAAAAAAUCCAUUCCUUGCACCUGUGGCCGUUAAUCGAAAACUGAACAAAGGAGGAGACCGACAUCUGAUGCACAUUGAAGUGGAUGUCAGUAGCUCGAAGAUAAGGUAUGAAUCUGGGGACCAUGUAGCGGUUUACCCUGCCAAUGAGGCAUCUAUAGUGAAUAAGUUAGGAGAGGUGUUGAACGUGGACCUUGAUACUGUGUUCUCAUUAAACAAUCUUGAUGAGGAAUCCAAUAAGAAACAUCCUUUCCCAUGUCCUACUACAUAUCGCACAGCUCUGACUCAUUACCUGGAUAUCACCAAUCCACCUCGCACCAAUGUGUUGUAUGAAUUGGCACAGUAUGCAUCUGAUCCAAAGGAACAAGAAUUCCUUCGCAAGAUGGCUUCUUCUGCACCUGAAGGAAAGGCUCAGUACCUGAGUUGGGUGGUUGAGUCCAGGAGGAACAUUUUGGCCAUCUUGGAAGAUUUACCGUCUCUCCAUCCCCCUGUAGACCAUCUCUGCGAGUUAUUACCGCGCCUGCAAGCUCGUUAUUACUCCAUUGCUUCAUCCUCAAAGGUUCAUCCUAAUUCAAUCCACAUUUGUGCAGUUGUUGUGGAGUACAAGACCAAAACUGAUCGCUUAAACAAAGGUGUUGCAACAAACUGGUUAAAGAACAAGGUACCUUGCGACAAUGGCUUCAAAUCCACAGUACCAAUGUAUGUACGCAAGUCGCAAUUUAGGUUACCAUUCAAGUACAGCACACCUGUCAUUAUGAUUGGACCAGGUACUGGCAUUGCCCCGUUCAUGGGAUUUAUUCAGGAGAGGGCCUGGCUGAAGGAACAAGGAAAAGAAGUUGGUGAAACAGUACUGUACUAUGGAUGCCGGCAUGAGAAGGAAGACUACCUGUACCAGGAAGAACUGGAGCAGUAUCAGAAGAAUGGAGUGCUGACCCAGCUCAAUGUGGCUUUCUCCAGAGAUCAACCGCAAAAGGUUUAUGUGCAACAUCUGUUGAAAAACAACAAGGAACAUUUGUGGAAGUUGAUUCAUACAGAUAACGCACACAUUUAUGUUUGUGGGGAUGCUCGGAACAUGGCUAGAGAUGUGCAGAAUACUUUUUACGAUAUUGUUAGUGAACUUGGAAGUAUGAGUCGUGACCAGGCAGUAGAUUACAUAAAGAAGUUGAUGACCAAGGGUCGGUAUUCUUCAGAUGUGUGGAGUUAAGCAUAGACACCGGACAUUUUAGCCAUUAGUAAUGAUGCAAGUGCCCAUGGUUUUAAAAGCCCUGUUGAUGCUGGGAGACUGACUGACACACAGUAAAAUGAAAUUCUUUAAUUCAGUGAACUUUAUACGUCCUCCAGACUGUGGUUUCACAUUUGUAUUUUAACAAAAAACAUCAUAAAUGACCUUCAACUGUA